AUGAUUGAUAAUAAUCCAGUUAAUAUCGAUGCUAAAACAAUUUCACCAUUUAAAUGUGUUUUUGGUUCAGCCGGUAAAUUAGAAGAAGAUAAUAAAAUAGCUAUUAUUGCUAUCUAUGGUUGUUGGUUACCUGAUCGUCGUUUAAGAGAAUAUCAUUAUAUUAUGGACCAAUUGUUUUAUUAUGUUUAUCAUAAGUUAGAAAAAUUAGUAAGUAAUGAUUACGUACUUAUUUAUUUUCAUGGUGCAACACCAAAACAUCGAACACCAGAAUUGAAAUUUCUUCGUAAAUAUUAUCAAAUGAUUAAUUUUCGAUUACGAAAAAAUCUUCGUGCUAUUUAUGUCGUACAUCCAACACGAUGGUUACGUACUGUUAUUGCUCUUUCUCGUCCAUUCUUUAGCAAUAAAUUCUAUCAUAAAGUUCAUUAUUUAUUUACAAUUUCUGAACUUGAACACGAAUUUCCUCAUAAUCCUAUUUCAAUUCCAAUUAUUAUUGAACAAACGGAUUGGCUAUAUUCUCAAAAAUAUGAUCGUCAAAAUGCAAGUAUAAAACGUUCUAUUGAACGAUCAGCAUCACAACCAUUUGGUUCAAAAGAAAGCGAAUCAGCUGCUUAA
Molecule: messenger RNA, 612 nt
Organism: Rotaria sp. Silwood1
Lineage: Eukaryota; Metazoa; Rotifera; Eurotatoria; Philodinida; Philodinidae
Source: the annotation of a GenBank genome assembly